AUGAGCGCGCAGCGCGUCCGAAGCCCGGCGGGCGCACGCGCAAGCCUUGCGCAGGACACCUUGCGGCUGGAGGGCGUGCUCUGGGAGCUGAAGGCCGACCUCGGCGAGAGCCUGCGGGCCCAGACCGCGGAGCUGAGGGGGCAGCUCGAGGCCCAGACCGAGCUGCUCCUGCAGGCGCUGGCUCCCUCGCGCGGGGCCGGGCAGCCCGCGCCACCGCGCUGCACGGCCUCGCCGACGCCCGCCCCAGCCACGGUGGAGCCGGACAGCCCCGCAUCGUCGGCGGGCACGGGCAAGCGCCCUGCGUCGUAUGGUUCGGCUUCGCCGAGGAAGGUGGGCCAUGCGUCCAGUAAUGCCGAGCUCUUCGCGGUGCAUUUCGAGCAGCACUGGCGGGCGUGCCGGACGGAGAUGUCGACGUCGGCGCGGUUUAACGUGAGGGAGUUCCUCAGAACGCUCGUGUUUGAGUCGCUGCCAUACUUCAUCUCCGGCCCGCUAUUGGUGCUCGCUGGCGAUCGCGAUGGGGCGAGGGCCAGAUACGCAUGGCCGUACAGCGUAGGAAAAAUGUGGGUCGAUCUAAACGGCACAGCUCUUUUUUGGCUAUAUUUCAUUUGCCAGUUGUUGUGGUAUCCCUUGCCAGACGUCAAUAUUUGGGAUGCCACCUUCCUCCUCCUGCUCAUGAUGUGCAGAUCUAGUACCGUUUCCGUCAAGUACGCGUUGUAUGGAGAGAAGGCUCGAGAGAGGAUGCGAUCGGCGUGGUACGUCAAGUUCAAGCGCAUUCUUGUAUCGACCAUGAGCGGCCACAUAUUGAACUUUGACGGGAUUCAGUGCGUUGCACUCUUGGAGCAGGCGUGCCUGUCGCAGGUGCGUGCCGACUGCGACCUCUCGACCGGGACGGUGCGCUUCUUCUGCAAGGAGGAUGCGGAGCGGUGCGCCGCUGUCGCCGCGGGGCUGAUCCAGCAAGUCGCCGACGUCGAAGCCGGCAUGACAGGAGCUGGCAGCCCCGACGAUCCCAGAGCCGGCGCUCCCGACGGCUGCACGCCGCCGGCGGCUGGCCCCGGGUGCCCGGCCCACUGCCACUUCGAGUGCCUGACGGAGGAAGCUCGCGGCAUCCUGGCCCGGUGCAUCCCCGCGCUGCUCAGGGCGCGAGACGACGAGUGCCAGGUGUCUACUUUCGCGUACGCCCUGUACCUGCUGCACGCCUCCCACAGCAUCUCGCAGAGGACGGGCCAAGCUCGCUGGGCCCCCUUUUUCGUGGUAGGGAGCCUGAUCGGAUGGCUGCCCGUCGUGAUGCGGGCUCUUCUCGGAGAGCCCGCGUUCGGGACCUCUGCCCGCGCCAACUUCCUGCUGGGCGUCCACCCGGUGGUGUACAGCUUCUUCGCUUCCACGCUGCUGUACUACGCGUGGGCCCCCUGCCUCUUCCGGUAUCGGCAGUACCGCCUCGAGGACUUGAUGCUCAAGAGCAUGUUGCUCCCCCAGGACCGCCAGCCGGUGCGCAUCAAGUGGCGGCGAGACACCAUGAAGACGCCGAGACUCGACAUGACCGUGCCGGAUAACGUCCUCGGCUGGGCGGCGGUUUGGCGCGUGCUGCAUGGGGGGGGCUUCCACAGCGCCUUCCAGAUUCGGUCCAACGUCUAUUGCAUGAUUACCUUCGGAGCAGUUAUCGUCGGCACAACACUUCAAACAGUGGCAUUCGAACUGAACAUGGACCCGUUCCCGCUGCCCAGCAAGGUUCAGGCCUUCGUCUCGCUGGGCCUGUCGGCGGCGUUUGUAUCCCUGCAUCUCUUGCUGGCUCACUUCUCCAAUUGCCUUGCCACCGAGCUCGGCGCAGGCUUGCAUAGCCAUCGCAUGAAUAUCGCGGCGAUCAUGAAGACGGAGGCUGUUGAGGACAGGCAGGACGAACUGAGGACGUCGUUCGAAUACCUUGACGCCCUGGAGGCAGAGACGUCUGCCAAGGCGUGCGCGCAUCCGGUCACGGUCGGCUUCGUCAAGGGCGACAUCGUGCGCUUGUACACGAUCCUCACUGUCUUUUCGGUCCUGUUAUAUACGGACCUGAACAGGCUGCGGCAAAUGGUGGACGAUGCGUCUCUGCCGGACCGCGAGGAUGCGGGGGAGCUCGACGAGGACAUCCUGCAGCAGCUUGUGAUCUACGGCUUCUCCAGGGAGUACGCGGUGAAGUCCUUGUGCAACAACAAGCAUAACCACGCGACCACAUCGUACCACCUGAUCAAGGAGAAGCUGCUGCGUUCUGCGGGGCAAUCCGAGCAGGACACGACCACCGCCGCCCUCGCGGACUUGGAGGCCGCAUUCGACGGCGGCGCGGAGGCGGGGCCGUGCUGGCCUCCGCCGCCGCCGUCGCCCACCGAGGCGCAGGCCGUGGCCGCCCUGGCGCGCGGCCGCCUGCGUUCCAGGCGAUCGGCGGCGACGAGGCGGCGAGGGGGCGGCGACGGCCAGCCCGGCCGGGAGCGCCACGCCUGGGGGCGGCGCGCACCGUGCUGGCACCAGCAGCACCCCGAGGCCGCCCCUGUCCUCCAGCGGCGGCCGGGGCCCGCCGGGCGCCGCGGAGUGGUGCGACGAGCCGGCGGCGCCGCUCACCGCGCGCGCGCGCCUGCAGGGCGCCGGGCCGGCGGCCGCCAGCGGGGGCGGGGCGAGCGGGCGGGCGCGCUCCGCGCGCGGCGCGGGCGGCGGCGGCGGCGUGGUGAUGUUGGGGCCGGGGACGUUCCAGGUGUCCUGCGGCUCCGGGAUUCCGCCGCAGGGCAUCGUGCACGAGGUGGUCCGCGCGCUGAAGGCGCGCGGCCUGCGGUGCCGUCAGCCUUCCGCCUUCGUGGUGCGCUGCGCCGCGGGCGGUGGCGUGCACCUCCUGGCGGAGGUGGGCCAGGAGGAUGUCGGUGGUGGCUACGCCCUGCGGCUGUCGCGGGUGUCUGGCGACCCGAGGCUCUACAAGGAC
Messenger RNA from Prorocentrum cordatum, 2941 nucleotides. The record is from the annotation of a GenBank genome assembly. Lineage: Eukaryota; Dinophyceae; Prorocentrales; Prorocentraceae.